AUGGCUACUAAUGAAGAGUUCAUAAGAACCCAGAUAUUCGGCACAGUCUUCGAGAUAACUAACCGUUACUCAGACUUGAACCCCGUUGGUAUGGGUGCCUUCGGGCUGGUGUGCUCGGCUACAGACACUUUGACUAACCAACAAGUGGCAAUCAAGAAGAUCAUGAAGCCUUUCGCCACAGCGGUGCUGGCCAAGAGAACCUACAGAGAAUUGAAACUUCUGAAACAUCUGAGACAUGAAAACUUGAUCUGUCUCCAGGAUAUCUUCCUGUCGCCACUCGAGGAUAUAUACUUCGUCACCGAGCUGCAGGGAACUGAUCUCCACCGCUUACUACAAACCAGACCUCUAGAGAAGCAAUUCGUACAGUACUUCCAUUAUCAGAUAUUGAGAGGUCUGAAAUACGUUCACUCAGCAGGAGUAGUCCACAGAGAUUUGAAACCAAGCAAUAUCCUAAUCAAUGAAAACUGUGACCUGAAGAUCUGUGAUUUCGGACUUGCAAGAAUCCAGGACCCACAGAUGACAGGCUACGUCUCCACAAGAUACUACAGAGCCCCCGAAAUCAUGUUAACUUGGCAGAAAUACGACGUCGAGGUCGACAUAUGGUCCGCAGGGUGCAUCUUUGCCGAGAUGAUAGAAGGUAAACCUUUGUUUCCAGGUAAAGACCACGUCCACCAAUUCUCCAUCAUUACUGAUCUGUUGGGUUCUCCUCCAAGUGAUGUCAUUGACACCAUCUGUUCUGAAAACACAUUGAAGUUCGUCACUUCUUUACCACAUAGAGACCCUAUUCCAUUCUCUGAAAGAUUCAAGACUGUCGAGCCGGACGCAGUUGACCUACUGGAAAAAAUGCUGGUAUUUGAUCCAAAGAAGAGAAUUACCGCAGCAGAUGCAUUGGCUCAUCCAUAUCUAGCACCAUAUCACGAUCCUACCGACGAACCGGUAGCAGAGGCAAAGUUUGACUGGCAUUUCAAUGAUGCAGAUCUACCAGUAGACACAUGGAGAGUUAUGAUGUACUCAGAAAUACUGGACUUCCAUAAAAUCGGAGGCACAGAUGGUCAAAUCGAUACAUCCGCAACUUUCGAUGACCAAGUUGCAGCUGCUACGGUAGCUGCUGCUCAAGCCCAAGCACAUGCAUUGGCACAAGCCCAGAUGUCUCAGAAUAUGAUUGACCCAAACCAACUUCUAAAUGAAGAUGGUACACCAGUGAGUGGAAGCAUAGCAGAGAACAGCUCGAAUUCUGCAACAACUAACCUAAACGGUGCUGCUGCAGGUAUGAACAGUGCAAGUGAUACUAUCAAUGAGUAUGCUAAUCAAGCAGUGCAUUUUGCAAAUGAAUUCCAACAAUAA
Nakaseomyces glabratus is the source of this 1344-nucleotide messenger RNA. RefSeq names its product mitogen-activated protein kinase HOG1 (gene HOG1). Gene Ontology annotation, biological process: protein phosphorylation; osmosensory signaling pathway; stress-activated MAPK cascade. Gene Ontology annotation, cellular component: nucleus; cytoplasm. Gene Ontology annotation, molecular function: MAP kinase activity; ATP binding. NCBI's taxonomy places the organism in Eukaryota, Fungi, Ascomycota, Saccharomycetes, Saccharomycetales, Saccharomycetaceae. The record is from RefSeq and is a predicted model, not a curated record.